Molecule: messenger RNA, 925 nt
Organism: Acanthoscelides obtectus
Lineage: Eukaryota; Metazoa; Arthropoda; Insecta; Coleoptera; Chrysomelidae
Source: the annotation of a GenBank genome assembly
AUCUCUACCGCCGUUAUAGCUUAUGACAAGUGACUGCUGACACUGUUGACGUUCCUCCUUUUUCCUUUCCGUAUCUCCAUAAACACGUGUGUGAAAUGGCCCCGACUGCCCAAAAAGCGAAAACCAAGACCGUAAAGGGGCUCCCGGCGGUGCCGGAGUUCUUCCUGAAGCACCGUAAGAGGCGCGAUCUGUGUCGGCUCAAAAGACUGCAAUCGAACAUUAAAAAGAAGGCGGAGCACGUCGCGAAGCGUAAAGAGAUCUUCAAGCGUGCCGAACAGUAUGUGAAAGAGUACCGGUUGAAGGAGCGAGAUGAGAUCAGGCUUAUUCGCCAGGCUAAAAACAGGGGCAACUUCUACGUCCCUGGGGAGGCCAAGUUGGCCUUCGUUAUCCGUAUCAAAGGUAUCAACAAGGUGGCCCCUAAAGUCCGCAAGGUCCUUAAACUCUUCAGACUUUUGCAAAUCAACAAUGGUGUCUUUGUGAAACUGAACAAAGCCACAAUCAACAUGCUCAGGAUUUGCGAACCGUACAUUACUUGGGGUUACCCUAACCUCAAAUCUGUCAGAGAACUCAUUUACAAAAGAGGCUUUGCUAAGGUAAAUGGACAGAGGGUAGCGAUCACCAGUAACCAGAUCAUCGAAGAUAGGCUGAGCAAAACUGGCAUCAUUUGUGUUGAAGAUUUGAUCCACGAAAUCUUCACUGUUGGUCCGAAGUUCAAGUAUGCCUCCAACUUCUUGUGGCCCUUCAAACUGAACACUCCUACUGGAGGAUGGAGAAAGAAGACCAACCAUUACGUUGAAGGUGGUGAUUUUGGAAACAGAGAAGACAAAAUAAACGAACUUCUCAGGAGGAUGGUUUAAGAACCAUCAUUUGAGAGUUCUGUUCGAGGUUUCUUAUAAUUAAUGAUAAUAAAUGUUUUAAGAACUAG